Molecule: messenger RNA, 2163 nt
Organism: Cuscuta epithymum
Lineage: Eukaryota; Viridiplantae; Streptophyta; Magnoliopsida; Solanales; Convolvulaceae
Source: the annotation of a GenBank genome assembly
CACAGUCUUUUACCAGUCUCCGAUCAUCCCAAAUUUGCAUUUCUGAUUCCGAUCGGCGACCAAAUCGUUGAAUUCCGCUUUGAGCUCCGGCACCGUCGCCGGCGCUUCCUCUUACGCAACAAUGCAACAAAGCGAUUACAACUCCAUUCCCUACACCCAGUAUCCCCCAAAUCCCAAUCAUGUCCCAACCUCCACUCCCAAUUUCCUCGAUCAUCAUCAUCAUCAUCCACCGCCACCACCACAACAGUCGUCCUAUGCAUCCGCUCCACCCUUCGCUGCCGGAUACCCUCCAGCUUCCGAUUACUAUUCUUAUUCGUCUUCUUACCCACCUCAUCCUCAACAUCCAGAUGCAAUCCCAACUACUCCUUCUCCGAACUUCCAAUCAUACAAUCCACAGCCUCCUCCUCCUCAGCCUCAACAAGCUCAGCCACCCGCUACAUUUCCGCGAUAUGAAGCUUCCGGAGACUACCAACCCCCUUCCCAACCAAAAUCCUUAUAUCCACUUUACGAUCAAACCCCGAGCUACGUUCCCCCAAUCCAAAGUCAAACGCCUAAUAGUUCGUAUCCCUCAAUCUACCCGUCCCAGUAUAAUAAUCAACUAAGUUCUGAACAAGAAGUAAUGUAUAAUAAUAUCAUCAAAUUCGAUCAACCUAGAGGAUAUGUGGAUGAAACUGCGGGUAGAUAUGGCAGUUACGGGUCUGGUAGAGCUGAAUUGGGACAUCACUAUGGAAAACGACCUGAGAGACAAUAUGGGAUUGAAGACGAUGGUGAUGGAGUGUAUGCUUAUAAGGGUAGUAAGGCUGAACCAUACGGGGCUCGAGGUACGGCCCCGGGGUCGUCAACUUGGUCUAGUUUCGAUGACUUCGGGAGGCCAAUUGGACAUUCUUCGGAAAAGAAUCGGCCUUUGGGAUUGACCACAAAGACUGUCCGAGCUGUUCCUAAAGCAGAGACACAGCACGAUGCCAAUGCUGGAGUGCAGAAGUUCAGAGUUAAGCUGCUGGCGGAAAGCGGUGGUCAGAACACCCAAGAUGUUCUUUGUCAGAUUGGGUUGGAUGGAAUUCGUAUGCUGGACCCAAGCACCAGCCGGACAUUGAGGAUUUACCCUCUUGAUACAAUUACUGGAUGUGAAGUGUUCGAUUCAUCUACCAUGGCCUUUUGGUCAAAAAGCACUGUUGACAUUGAACCAAGACGUAUCAGACUGAAGUCAAAUAGUUAUACCACCACUACCCUCUUAGACACAGUAACAGCUGCCACUAUUCAGUUUAAAGAGAUUGGUGGAAGAAGUAGACCGGCUGAAUCUCACAAGGUGGCUGAACAGUCUGGUGAAAAGAAAAAAGGUCUAGGGGAUUGGCUAAAUGUUAUGAAGCCUGUAAAUGAGGAGAAAGAUCAUUGGGUCCCUGAUGAAGCUGUUUCCAAGUGCACAGCUUGUGGUGCAGACUUUAACGCUUUUAAUAGAAAGCAUCACUGCCGAAAUUGUGGAGAUAUAUUCUGCGACAAGUGUACGCAAGCAAGAAUUGCUUUGACAGCUGAUGAGAACUCUCCCAUUGUUCGUGUUUGUGAUCGAUGCAAGGCUGAGGUUUCACGUAGGUUAAGUAAUGCAAAGGAAGCUGCCAGUAGAUCGACUGUGUCGGAGAGCCAUGAAGACCUUGCUAAGAAGCUUCAGGAAGAGAUGGAGAGAAACUGCAAGAUAUCAUCUGGCUCCACCAGAUCAGAACUGGGAAGGCGGAUGAAGGAGGUGGCCUGCCCAACCUGUACAGUUCAUUUACAGGUUCAAGUUCCGAGCUCGGGUUCAGAAACCAUAGAAUGUGGGGUUUGUCAGCAUCCUUUCAUUGUGACUGCUCACUGAUCUCCCUUGUGUCAUUAGCUUCACGCAUUUAUGUUCUUCAUCUAUUGUGGUUCUAUCUCCGUCCAAUUUGGUCAUUCACUCUUGCCAAUUGCCAUGACUUGGUUUGUUGUAUUUACUGGUCUUGUGGUUUACUUUUUAAUGUAAACAAGCUUAUAGUUGGUGAUUGCCAUGAAAUGUAAUACUCCGUAUAUAAGUAUUGCCAUGAAAUGUAAUGGAUAAGUAUGUACUGAUAAUUUGAUGUUUUGAGUAACCACAAAAACUUCAUAUUUAUGCUUUGUUAAAAAUAUAACGGAGUAAUUUAUUUCAAAAUUUACUUG